Messenger RNA from Mangifera indica (mango), 680 nucleotides. Its product is annotated as F-box protein SNE-like. Gene Ontology annotation, molecular function: protein binding. Lineage: Eukaryota; Viridiplantae; Streptophyta; Magnoliopsida; Sapindales; Anacardiaceae. Gene Ontology annotation, cellular component: SCF ubiquitin ligase complex. The coding region runs from base 106 to 597 and encodes 163 amino acids. The record is from RefSeq and is a predicted model, not a curated record. The transcript has a single exon. Gene Ontology annotation, biological process: gibberellic acid mediated signaling pathway; regulation of gibberellic acid mediated signaling pathway.
UCUUGACUCUUCUGAGUUGUAUGUAUAUGUAUACACAUUAUACACCCGGUUUCACUUUAUAUAUAUCUCUUGAGUCUGAGCACAAGCCCUCACUCUUUAAUUAACAUGGUUCAACUUCAUCUCCACCAGCAGCCCCACAGCCAAACCAUGCUACAAAAGAGACCAAUGUUCUUCAUCAAUGACCACAUUGACAUUCUCAUUGAGAUCCUCAAACGACUCGACGGUCGCUCCCUUUGCGUCGCUGCAUGUGUGUGUCGUCUCUGGUGCAACAUUGCUCGCAACGAUUCACUUUGGGAGGAACUCUGCUUCCGCCACGUCUCGUCUCCUCCUCCUUCUCGUGUACGCCCCGUUGUGGUGGCUCUCGGUGGCUAUAAAAGGCUGUACAUGGUUUGUUUAAGGCCCGUACUCAGUCGACUGGCGGAGCAGACUCGUCAGCGGCGCAUGAAGAGCGUAAUGUGGAGCCUUGAGGAAGUGCAACUCUCGCUUUCUUUGUUUUGUGUCGAUUAUUAUGAGAGACUGGGUGUUGAUGACAGAAUCGACGAAUGUGACCCCUCCACGUCAUCACUCAUGUUCUUGUGCAAGCCCGUGAACGUCUGAUUAUAUUUUUUACUAAUGAGUAGAAGAAGAACACAUUAAUUAAAUCCACCUACAAAAAUAAAUAGAAAUUCUUUUUGCUGUUA